Pygocentrus nattereri (red-bellied piranha) is the source of this 4622-nucleotide messenger RNA. RefSeq names its product probable E3 ubiquitin-protein ligase HERC4. Gene Ontology annotation, biological process: ubiquitin-dependent protein catabolic process; protein ubiquitination. The record is from RefSeq and is a predicted model, not a curated record. Bases 73 to 3051 code for a protein of 992 amino acids. Gene Ontology annotation, molecular function: ubiquitin protein ligase activity. Lineage: Eukaryota; Metazoa; Chordata; Actinopteri; Characiformes; Serrasalmidae. The transcript is spliced from 24 exons.
CCUUAAUAAUGCGAGCCCGGCGCGCGAGCCUCAGAGCGCGGCUGACUCGAUCUGCACGACUUUCACGCGGAGAUGUUCUGCUACUGGGGAGAUGACGUCAGAGCGGGCUUUGGCCUGGUCAAGCCUGAUGGGGUGAAGAAGACCACUUCUGGUGUUUUCUUCUGUUCUCCAAAAUCCAGAAUCAAGCAGCUCGCGCCCGGGAAGGGGCUGGUGGGCUUCGUGCGCGGAGAGGGGAACGUGUCCGUCAUCAGAGUGCCCCCUGCUGGCGGACUGCAGUGCGGCAGGCUGAAGAAUCUGGAGCUGAAAGACAAGAUCAGACUGAUGAGCUGCGGAGAAACUCAAGCAGUUCUUCUUACAUACGCAGGCAGAUCGUUUUGGAUGGACAAACAUAACCACUGCAGACCCAUCAAGGAGCUCUCCAGUUGGAAUGUGAUUCAGGUUGUAUGUGGCGACCAGCACUGCAUGGCACUAACACAAGAUGGUCAUUUGUUUACGUGGGGUCAGAACUCCAGUGGUCAGCUGGGCUUGGGGAAAGGUGAGCCCAGCUUUCUGUCUCCUCAGCCCCUCAAGUCUCUGUGUGGGAUCCCGCUGGCUCAGAUCUGCGCCGGGGGAGACCACAGCUUUGCCCUUUCUCUGUCUGGAUCUGUGUUUGGAUGGGGCAGGAACAGCGCUGGACAGCUGGGCCUUGGAGACACUGAGGACAGAUACAUUCCAGCCUGUGUGAAUAGCUUGACCUUCAAGAAAACAGUCUUCAUCUCAUGUGGAGAGGAGCACACUGCCACUUUGUCAAAGGGAGGAACUGUUUUCACGUUUGGAUCGGGUCGUUAUGGGCAGCUCGGACAUAACUCGUUCAGAGAUGAACGCCGACCUUGUGUGGUGGGUGCACUCUGGGGGUCAGAGGUGUCCCAGAUCACCUGUGGAAGGCACCACACUCUGGCACUGGUUGGAUCAUCAAAAACGAUCUACUCUUUUGGAUGUGGAGAACAGGGACAGCUGGGAAAUGGACAGAGAACCGAUCAGUGUGUGCCAUUUCCUGUUCACCUGCCACCAGAUGCCAAUCAUGACCAAUCGGUUGAGCAGAUCGUUGCUGGUGGGAACCUUUCCUUCGUCUUGUGCUCUCAGCAGGAAGCUGAUAAUAGCUCAGUGCACCCGGAAUCGAACCGAGGGAGAGGGAUUUUAACGUUAGGAGACCGAAUGAUUGACAGAUGGAUAUCUGAGUGUGACUCAAAUCAGUGGAGGACAAUCAAGAAAGAAAUUAAAAGAGUGUUCUCCUCUGAAGCAUGUUUGAAUGCAAGCUUCCUUAAGAAAAGUUGUGAUGAACAUUAUCAAACUUCUACAAGCUUCUCUGGUUUGGAUAUGGAAUCAGUGAGAGCUGCUGUUAAGCGGUUAGCACAGAAAGAGAAGGUGCUGUUGGAGGUAGGGAAGAUUGUGGAGAAGGAUCUGCUCCCCUCUCUGGGCUCCACUGCUGUUGGUGCUGAAGCUCUGAGAGUUUACCUCAUCCUGCCUGAAAUCCUCAGAGUGCUGAACAAACGUCUGCACGAGACAAAACUCACUGUUGAAUUGGCUUCUGCCCUCUUAAAGCUGAACCCUUCUAUGCUCCAGGCUUUGGUGAAAUACUGGUCUGAGCUCUCUGAUGACUUCCUUAAACCCUUGGUGAAGCUCUUUCACAAACCGUCUGCACACUUCGUAUCUCAGAGGACAUUUAACAGACAAGCGGAAUCCUCGGAUGGACAUCUACAGAACCUUGUGCACGUCUUACAGAUGCUCUACAAGGUGUCCUGCAGUGGCAAAAGAAAAAUCACAUCUGGAGAUUUUGUCAUCUAUGAGAUCAACGUUCUGUUUGAAAUAUUGCAAACUGUUUAUAACAAUAUGCAGCUGAAUAGGUAUCCUGGCCCUGUAGCGCUCGCAAAUAAACAGUAUCUAGAGUGUACCCUGGCCCUUCUGAACUCCACUCCUUGCAUCUUUAACCUGGAGGCUAAGUGCAACCUACUAAAAUUGAGACAAGUGAGGACUUGCUUCAGGCUGGUGUUGAGACGCAGUGCGCUCCUGGAGGACUGUUUUGCUCAGCUGAGAACUGCUAAUCAGACCGCUCUGAAAGGUUGGCUGCAGGUGGUGUACUCUGAGAAGUUUGAAGAAACAGAUGUUAAUAAGAGGGACUUCUUUCUCAAUGUAUUUCGCACUUUGUUGGAACCAGAAUCCAAAAUGUUCAUAUACAACGACACAAAAACACUGAUUUGGUUUCCAGCUGAGCCCAGUUUACAGGAGGAGAGCUACUUUCUGUUUGGAUGCCUGUGUGGUCUGGCCUUUUACAACAACAGUGUAGUGAACCUGCCCUUUCCUUUGGCCCUGUUCAAGAAGCUUGUCGGCAUCCAGCCUACUCUGGAGGAUCUGACUGAGCUUAGUCCUGUUCUUGGAAGGAGCCUGCAGUACGUACUGGAUUACAGUGAUGAAGAUGUUGAUUGCCUGGACAUGACUUUCAAAAUCAUAUGGGACAACAAGGAGGUCGAACUGGAUCCAAAUGAAUCUGGGAAAGUCGUCACAAGCUCAAACAAAAAGGAGUUUGUGGACGCCUAUGUGGAUUACACCAUGAACAAGUCAGUGGAGCGAGUGUUUGAAGAGUUCAAGAGGGGCUUCUACAAAGUGUGUGCCCAAAAUGUGGUUCAGUUCUUCCAGCCCGAGGAGUUGAGAGGGGUGAUGGUGGGCACAGAGGAAUACGAUUGGAGUAUACUCAAAAAGAAUGCAACCUAUGAAGAAUUGUUCUAUGCAAGACACCCAACUAUUGUCUCACUCUGGGAAGUGUUUGAUGGACUGUCAGAAAAAGACAAGAAAGCCUUCCUCUUGUUUUUGACGGGGUUUGACCGAGUGCCGAUUCUGGGUAUGAAUCAAGUGAAGAUGAGGGUGCGCCCCCUAUUAAACUCUACUGAAGACCACCUGCCUCAAGCCCUUACCUGUCAUUCCCUGUUGGAGCUCCCUAUGUACCAAACCAAGCGAACUCUCGAAGCUAAACUCAAGGAGGCCCUAUACCACAAGAGGGGCUUCUGGGAGGAAUAAAAUUCCUCAUUAGUACACACUGGGCUUUUACCAUAUUACCUUGGUGGUGGUUUUAAUGGUAAUGACUUCCAUCUGAAAUCAGGGAACUCACAAGAAACGCUGCACAUAUCUGGAAGAAUGGAGAAAAUAUGGUUAGGGAAACAUGGUUGUUUGUCUUAACUGUUGAGCGAGAGAUGUAUAUUUACAGUGGUGCUUGAAAGUUUGUGAACUCUUUAGAAUUUUCUAUAUUUCUGCAUAAAAGUUGAUUUUCCUCAGUAAAACAAUUUUUGGGUCACAAUUAUGCAGAAAUUCAAGCACCACUGUAAGCAUUAAGUAUUGCUUUAAAUCCAUUCCUGCACUCAAGAAUUCCUGCACUGGUGAAUAAGAUGGAAGAAGGCUUGUUUUAAGGCACAACGCACUCAGUUCCAUUGUUUUUGUAGAUUGUAGUUUUAACCUUGUUAACUAUAGGCUUAUUUCAUUGAUUUAUCAUAUGACUUACUUUUUUAUGCAGUUAAGGGUUAAGGAGGUGUAAAAGCCAGGCUUAGUCAGGCUAUCUUUGGCCUUUGUAUGAUGACCAGUCCCCAUCUGCAUUCCUCACUACAAGAUAUGCCAAAUACCAGACUUGGCUACAUAAUCAGUAUACAAAAAAAUUCUGUUCCAGAAUAAUGUUACAGAAAACAGAUUAGAGAUCAUAAAAAGGAUGAUAACAGCAGGAUUAGACUCUCUCUUACGAAGCACUCCUGGUGAUUUUCUGGCCAGUCCUCAAUUCUACUAAGUAAACCUACAGUCUUCACCCAAUGAAUGGCUUAUAUUGAAGGUAUUACGGUAACAGGCUAACCUGGUUAGCGUUUGCAUUCUUAUUACAGUCAACACCAGACUUUCCUUGAACAUUACAUUUUGAGAGGUUAAAAAGCUGUAUUUAUUUAGUUACUUAUUUAUUUUCAAAAGCAGUUAACAUUUGGGGUAAGAGGUUUCCCCAGACAUUGGGCAAAAGCCCCCCUUUCACAAACUGACCCAAGAAUCUUAUUGUUGGUAUAGUGUAGUGGUUAACACUUCUGCCUUGUAGACUGGGGUUCAAACCCCCACCAGGGUAAGCACCCUACACUAUACCAAUAAGAGUCCUUGGGCAAGACUCCUAACACCGCCUUGGUCUACCUGUGUAAAAUGAUCAAAAUUGUAUCGAUCUGUAUAAUAGCGUCUGCCAAAUGCCAUAAAUGUAAAUAUUAUUACAGAUGCAAUGUUUACUGGAGUUUCACUAGCUAGUUUUAGCAUUAUUAUUUAGCAUUAUUAUUUAGCAUUAUUAUUUAGCAAUCAUUAACUAGAAUUCAGAAGCGAUUUUAACAGUCUUGUUGAACUUGAGUUUGUAUGUGACUUUUGCUAGUCAGCAGAGUUAACUUUACAUGCAAUUUGUAAAUGAUGUUAUUAUAUGCACUAAUCAUGUACAGUAACCAAUGAAAUGCUUAAUUCUUUGUUUAAUUUGCUAUUGUUAUGAUGGUUGAUAUAAGAAUGAAAAAUAUGUGGCAAUAAUAAAAGGUUGAUGUAAUAUCAUUAAGCAAUUUAAUAUGAUCACAAUAAAUAGUACAUAAAACUGA